AUGGACAUAGACUUCACUGACGGCGAGAUACGAGAAGAACUGGCACGUCUGGGCUACAAGGAUGUUCCAGAAGAUAAACUAGUGGAAUUCAAAAAAGAUCUUAUGAGGCUGAUUCACUCUGAAAAAAGCAAAAACAACUCCCUGGACAGUAGCAUCGAGAGGCCAAAGUCAGCAGCCAACACUUAUUCACCUGAUGCUCCCAGAGAGGGCUCAGAAUUUGUUGCUGGAAAUUUUAGCAACCAUGGAAAUCAGUGGCUGAGAAAUCAGUAUAAAGAAGACUGGCAUUAUCAGGGAGAAGAGUCUUUACAAACCAAGAAAGAGUCUGGCAGCCACCAUGCAGUAUCCAGAUCAAAUGUUUCUGUUGUAGCAGAUGAGAAAGAUUGCAGAUUUGAUAGACACAGCCAGUGCAGUGACAUCUGCUCAGACUCAGAAACUGAUGGGGGCACAAAGUUCGUGAAGCGGAAAAUAUCCAGAAAAGGUACCAAUGGCCAGAGAGUGGUAGAUGAAUCGUUCAGCACAUCCGACUCCAUUGACCAUUCGGGUCUGUAUGAUGUCUAUGAGAAAGUUAAGAGGCUAGCAAUGAGGGACUGCGAAUGUGGAAAGACCCGACCAACAUCUGCUGACACUGAGCCACCAUACAGGAUUAAAGGCAUCAAUAGGAAUCCUUCAGUCCUGAUGGCCAGGAAGGAUCCACCACACACCAGAAACCUGAACAAAACAAAACCAUUCCAGCGACACCAGAUGUACCUGAAAGCAUGGAAGAUGCAACCACCCAUUGGUGAAGAUUUUCGCCACAAUGUAUGCCGAGAGGUUCACAGUAAGCUGCUUAAAAAGGAUGAAGUUAAGCCCUCUCAUAAGAUGUUUGUACCAAACACAUACGUAGUCCCAUCAGAGAAGCCUAGAUACGAUCUGCGAUGGGCUGUCCGCAAGUGUAACCAGAAUUAUGAAAUGCCUCCAUGUGGUUUCUUUCACGAAGUUUAG
Molecule: messenger RNA, 981 nt
Organism: Candidula unifasciata
Lineage: Eukaryota; Metazoa; Mollusca; Gastropoda; Stylommatophora; Geomitridae
Source: the annotation of a GenBank genome assembly